This is a messenger RNA of Lodderomyces orthopsilosis Co 90-125, 987 nucleotides long. RefSeq lists its product as uncharacterized. Gene Ontology annotation, biological process: basic amino acid transmembrane export from vacuole. The coding region runs from base 1 to 987 and encodes 328 amino acids. The record is from RefSeq and is a predicted model, not a curated record. Gene Ontology annotation, cellular component: fungal-type vacuole membrane. The transcript has a single exon. NCBI's taxonomy places the organism in Eukaryota, Fungi, Ascomycota, Pichiomycetes, Serinales, Debaryomycetaceae.
AUGCUAAGUCUAAUAUUCACCAAUACGGUGCUUCCAUCCACCACCGAAGCCCACAGCCAACUUCGGGCACAAAUCAGUGGAGUUAUGGGCUCAACCUCAUUAGCAUGUUGGAUAGUCCUACUCAUGCCGCAAUUAAUUGAACAAUGGCGAUUGAAAUCGGCCGAGGGGAUAGCCAUUGGAUUUAUAACUAUAUGGUUUUGUGGUGACUUAUUCAAUUUAGUGGGUGCUCUCUGGGCUCAUUUAUUACCUGAAGUUGUGUUUCUUGCUGUUUGGUUUUGUGUUGCUGAUGCGUUGAUGAUUUGGUCGUUUGUUUAUUAUACGAGGUUUUAUAAGAAGAAACAACAGCAUCAUCAUCAUCAUGGACAACACCACCACCAUCACCAGGAACAUUUGGGCCAUGAACAUGCGGUGGAGCAUUCUGCGCAUUCUGAGCAUGGUCAGGGUGAACGUGAGUAUCUUGAUGAAUCAGCUCCAUUGCUUCAUAGAAGAAGAAGUUCAACGUUGACUGAUAUAGCGUUAGAACCUCAAUACCAUUCUAUUUUCGUCAAAUAUAUUUUGCCAAUUAUAUUUGUUGUCGCAUGUGGAAUCGUUGGAUUCUUACUUUCUUCACCACAACCAGCAGACCCUACAGACCCAAUAGAUCCUAUCCAACCACCAGAAGACGACAUAAUUGCUCUCGGUCCACAAAUAAUGGGCUACUGCUCGGCAUUUCUUUAUCUUGGUGCACGAAUCCCACAAAUCAUUCAAAAUUAUCAACGUAAGUCGGUUUAUGGACUAAGUCUCCUUUUCUUUCUUUUUUCAACAUUGGGUAAUUUAACCUAUGCUGGACAAAUUAUCUUUUAUAGAUCAGAUUGGAACUAUAUUGUCUUGAAUAUGAGUUGGUUAUUGGGUAGUUUGGGGACCAUUGUUGAAGAUGUGAUUAUUUUUGGCCAGUUUUAUAUGUAUAAAGAUAAUGACUCAAUUGAAGAUGAUGAAGAGAGGGUAUAG